Pseudoliparis swirei is the source of this 1754-nucleotide messenger RNA. Its product is annotated as protein LSM14 homolog B-like. The transcript has 8 exons. Gene Ontology annotation, molecular function: mRNA binding. The record is from RefSeq and is a predicted model, not a curated record. NCBI's taxonomy places the organism in Eukaryota, Metazoa, Chordata, Actinopteri, Perciformes, Liparidae. Bases 209 to 1291 code for a protein of 360 amino acids.
GAUUUUAGAGACAAACUCGCCCGCGGGUGCGCGCCAUGGGCGUGUCGGAUGACGAGCUCAUAAAGCGCGCAGCUGCUCGUUAUUUGUGCACGCGGCUGAUCCGAUUUGAUUCGUGUCUGAUGUGCGCGCCGCGGUUCAACAAGUGCUCUGUGAUUUUAGCCACAGCUCUUUUGACUUUGAAAAAGAAAAACAUAAUUUCUCUGCGACCAUGAGUGCCGGAGGAGGAACCCCGUACAUUGGAAGUAAAAUUAGUUUGAUAUCCAAGGCGCAGAUGCGGUAUGAAGGAAUAUUGUCGUCUGUCGACACCGAUAGAUCCACCGUGGCUUUGGCUAAAGUUAAAUCCUAUGGGACAGAGGACCGGUACACUGAAAGACCAGCGCCGCCCAAAGAUGAAACUUAUGAAUACAUAAUCUUCAGAGGAAGUGACAUCAAAGAUAUCACCGUGUCUGAGCCAUCGAAACCACACCACGGACUGCCUCGUGACCCUGCCAUUGUACAGUCAUCCCUGGGCAACUCCUCUGCUGCAUAUCACCCACGCUGGAGUUCCUACCGGGACAUGUUGCCCACCUACAACCAGCUGGCUGCCACGACGCUCCUCAACCAGCAGUACAAUGCAGCACUGGGCCUCGUACCAGGACUUCAUGGCAUCCCAGCCAGAAGGGUCCCCAUGGUGGAGCAGGCUGUGCAGACGGUGCCCAUGGACGGUGCCGCCCAGAAGGGUGGGAAGACUUUGAGCCCGCCUCGAGGCAAACCGCCCGUUCGUCCAAACCAGCGCCCGGUCCAGAAGGAGAACGUCCCCGCCAGUCGGGCAGCAUCUCAGCCGAGUGUAGCAAAGGUCCAAGGCCCUGAGGACCUGAAGCAGAGGCAGAAACAAGGCAAUCGCAGGUCCAGGAACCGAAGCAGAGGCCAACUCCUCGUGAAGAACUCCAAGGCCACCACCUUGCAGUUUGAGUCCGAUUUUGACUUUGAAACGGCGAACGCUCAGUUUAAAGACGAGCUCACCAAGGAGGUCGUGGUGGAGAAGGUGGAGUCCGGCGAGGCCCAGGACGGCCCGGGUCUGCAGGAGGACUCUAUCGGAGAGAAGUACUACGACAAAGCCAAAUGCUUCUUCGACAACAUCUCCUCCGACCUGACACCCAGGAGAACCACCUGGGCGGAGGAGAAGAAGAUGAACAUGGAAACAUUUGGCGUGCCCGGCCGCUUCCUGCGAGGCCGAGGCUUCAGGGGCCGGGGCCGCCGAGGGCAGAGCGCCGCCGAGCUCCUCCCCAAAAUUGCUAGUGGGAGGUUGUGAAGGCACUUUCUUUUUUUUGUUAAUCCUUUUCUGUAAAUAUUGUAGUUUUUCUACUUAUUUAAAAAAGUACCUCCCCCUUUAUUUUCUUUACCCCAAUAUAAGUUUAAGAUAUUUAUUUUAAUUUUGUUUCCCUCGAUCCCAAAUUCACAUUUUUUUAUUGUAUGAAAUGGGAGAGGAAUUUAUUUUAAAUCAAGCAGCUGUAUGCUGGAAGCAAAUUUAUUAAUUUGCAGUUGGCUUGGUAAAAUGCAAUGUGGAAUGUGUCUUUUGAACCGGCCAGCAGGCACACACAGUAGGUUGUUUAAUUUUGAUUUUUGGGGGCUAAAUACAUUGCAUUCUACUGUCUACUUGGCUGUCCAAAUGUAACCAAUUGCUUUUUGGAGGACAGCUCUACUUAAUUUUGUUCCUAUUUGUAAGAUUAAAAUCUGGAGGACUUUGUAACAGUUGCUAUUAAAUACUAUACUUA